AUGGCCGCUGCCGCUAUCCCCCCUGCUCCUGUAUUGUCCGCGAACGGACAGCUUGAAGUUUUUGUCCAUCAUUCUUCCCCCGCCGCAUUCAGCCAAGACGCGAGGCCUUACGGAAACAGCGAGAGGCUUCGAACGCUCGGCAAGCGUAUGCUAGAGACAGCCUACAUGGCCGCGGUGAGAGCGAAGUACCCCGUCCUGGGACAUCAUCAGCUCGAACAACACGUUGUCAACGAGUACCCCGCCUUUAUCGCGCAUUGGGUCAAUGCCUAUGGUUGGAGGGCCCGAAUGCGGGCAGUGCCCCAGGGAGUCGACCUGAACGAUCCUCAGGAGAUGCAAAUGAUCUUCGAGACCUACGCGGGCGCCGUGGUCGCUGAGGACGGGACCACGAUCCUGUUCGAUUGGGUCAAGCGACUUGUUGCCAUCAGCGAUUGA
Messenger RNA from Dichomitus squalens LYAD-421 SS1, 432 nucleotides. RefSeq lists its product as uncharacterized. The coding region runs from base 1 to 432 and encodes 143 amino acids. The record is from RefSeq and is a predicted model, not a curated record. The transcript is spliced from 3 exons. Lineage: Eukaryota; Fungi; Basidiomycota; Agaricomycetes; Polyporales; Polyporaceae. Gene Ontology annotation, molecular function: ribonuclease III activity. Gene Ontology annotation, biological process: RNA processing.